This is a messenger RNA of Leptopilina boulardi, 793 nucleotides long. RefSeq names its product protein UXT homolog (gene Uxt). Gene Ontology annotation, biological process: regulation of transcription by RNA polymerase II. Bases 258 to 704 code for a protein of 148 amino acids. NCBI's taxonomy places the organism in Eukaryota, Metazoa, Arthropoda, Insecta, Hymenoptera, Figitidae. Gene Ontology annotation, molecular function: transcription corepressor activity. The transcript has 3 exons. The record is from RefSeq and is a predicted model, not a curated record.
GAAUUUGGCGCUGUUUCUUUCUAAGUGUUGUAACCUUCAUUUAUUUAUUGCUGCAUCUAAUUGUACUUCCCCUAAUAAAAUUAAAAAAAAUUUCUAGUUUAUUAUGUUUGUUAUAAUCACACGUGCUUGUUAAUUGUAUCACACAAUUUGAAAUAUAUAAUUAUUAAGGUUAAACAAAUAAAACAAUAACAUUUGGACAAAUGGUGUUAUUUAAUAAAAUUCACUCCAACAUUUAAAUUUUACGAAAGAAAAAAAAAAUGGCCACAACUCUAGAAAUUCAGGAGAAAAUUCAACGAUUUGAAACAUUUAUAAAUGAUCGAUUUCGUGUUGAUCUCGCUGAAUUUGAAAAAAAAUUGGACUCAAAAAAUUCAGAUUUAGCUGAAUUUAUUCAAUUGAAAAGUGUUAUUAAUACUUGGAAGGAUACGGAGGCAGAUAAAAAUGGUUUUAAAACAAAAGUUGAAAUGGGAUGCGGUUAUUAUGUUCAGGCAGCUGUUGAUAAUGUUUCGAAAAUUUUAUUAAACAUUGGUUUAAAUCAUUUUGUUGAAUUUUCACUUGACGAUGCACUUGUUGUAAUUAAUGUUAGAAUUAAAUUGUUAGAGAGACAAAUUGAAAAUUUACGAAAACAAAUUGCAAUCACAAAUGCUCAUAUUAAACUUAUUUUACUUGGUAUUCGUGAAUUACAAGACAAACCAUCCAAUUCUUAGUUGUUGUUUUUUUUUCAUAAAAAUGUAAAUACAAAAACUGUAUAUAUAUAUAUAAUUAAAAUAAAUUCUUUACAUUUUUUUUUGUAAAA